AUGAAUAUAGUAGGAAGCCUUGAACACUGUUCCCCCCACCUUCGAUGGGAUUUCUUCCUGUGGCCUCAGUAUAAUGUAGUCAAUUCAGUACAUGUUGCAGUGCUGUCUAGUGAAUGCUUUGUUAAUAAUGAUGAAUAUUUUCUUUCCUUUCAGUUGGUGGGCCUAGCAAUCAUUGUCCUAUCAGUAUGGAUGAUUACGGAUCCAACCUUCUAUGUCCGUAUGGCGCAGGAUGAAUCCAGCUACCACACAGGGAUAUACAUCUUCUUGGCAGUGGGGGUACUCAUGUUUGUUGUGGGCUUUCUUGGUUGCUGUGGAGCAUACAGGGAGUCGCCAUGCAUGCUUGUCUCGUUCUUCUGCUUCCUCCUGAUCAUCGUUGUGGCUGAGAUCGCAGCUGGAGUGUGGGCCUACAGCAACAGGGAUGGGCUCGAGAAGUAUGUGGAAAGCACUGUCAGGUUAACAGUGCAGGAUGAGUACGGGGUUGUGGACACACGCACACAGACAUUUGAUGCUAUUCAGAAAGAGUUGCAUUGCUGUGGUGUCACUGGACCAAGAGACUGGGCUGGGAGCAAGUUCAACACAGAAGGGAAAAGCACGUUGGACGUGAGUGUGUCCUCAAUAUUGCAGAAGUACAGUAUCCCAACCAGCUGUUGUCGUGAGGGAACGGAUGAAGAACUAUGCAAGAUUGCUGUGAAGACUAGCAUUGGUGCACAGAUAACCAACAUAAUAUACUCUGAGGGGUGUGUCACUAAAUUGCUCGACACAUUGAAAAGCCACAUGAGCAUCGUAGUAGGUGUUGGCAUUGGUAUUGGGGUCAUUGAGUGUCUGGGCCUCAUCUUUUCUCUCAUUCUCUGCUGUGGGAUCCGUAACAUGGACCGGUACAAAGCCUAAUCUUCAAAGGUAGAUCUUUGUUUCCUUCAAAGUCAAGGGUGGUGUACUAAUCAGCAUCAUUUAGUUCACAUUGAAAACAUUAUUUCAAAAGCAGUGUGUUUGCUGAAUAGAUGGUGAGUUUUGAAACCUGUUCUGAUUUCAUGGGCUGGCUGCAUGCCUGACAGUGGCUUUCAGCUGUUCAAUAUUUGCUAUUUGUCGCUUCACUGUACAAAUGCUAUAUUUGAAUGUUGAUAGGAACUACAAUCUUCCAAGAUUGACUGUCCAGACAGACCGCCAUGUGGUAUUGCAAGAAACCUCUUGUGUAUUUCUGGAGUAGUGAUGUGUAACAUAUCAGCAUAAACAGAUUGGCAGGCUGGUUAUGCUGUACUGUCAGGUAAACCAUGCGGUUUGUCUGACUUCACACUCUGAAUCUCCUUGCCAGCAUAGCUGUAAUGUUGUGACAUUACAUGCUAAGAGAAUUUUUUUAGUUGUUUCUCCCUUUUUGGAUAAUUUUUUCUCUAGAAUCUUAUUCAGAAAAUUUGGCCAUGUAAUCAUUUGUUCCCUUCAUAUCAGUGUUAUUAGUGCAUUAAUUCUUACCUGUUCUCUGUUGGAAGCCUUCUGGUACUGUAAUUUACCUGCGCAAGCCCAAUGCUGGAGCCUCCUGCCAACAGUUCGUAAAUUUUGCUGCUACAUCACAAUUAAAUACUGCAUGUCACAACUUUGUUCCUUAUGUCCUGUGAUUUCUCUGAUGGUAAUUCAUGUAUAGGGACAAAAGGCAGUAGGGGUUUUAUAUUUUUCCAUAACAAAGUACCCCCCCCCCCAUUCUUUAUGCCUCUUAUUUUUAAAAGGUAAAAGUAAGGUUAGAGAUGUGAGGAAUGGCAUGGUCUAGAAGUAAAAUAGAAUAAAACCCCUUCAAUUGGAAUGUUUUGUGUACUGAUGUUGGCAGCUUUCAUAAAUGUAUCCCUGAAUUAAACCACCAUUUUGGAUGACAGUGGUACUGUACCAGUGUCAUCGGUAUUGAGUCCGGGAUUUACUUAGUUAUUCACAAAUAUAUUAUACCUUGUUUUUCUCAUACAUCCUUAUGUUGUCACCAUCACAUCAUACUUUUCUGACAGUUUGUGAAGAGAAACCAAUAUUUUCUUGAAUACCAUGUGCCCCUUAAUAAACUAUAUAUUCCUUGUUUUAAGGCACAGUCAAAUGUACAUAAUGCAUAUUGUGUUAAAAUGCAAGUGUGGUCUCCUCUUUUGUACUUUCCAGGAUCAAGCUGCAUUUCCUUCCAACUCCUGCCUCUCAUACCAGUUUCAAUGUAAUGUACAAUAUCUGAUUAUUCUGACUUUCAAUUACUAUUUUCAAUCUUUUACAAGCUGUAUAAGUCUUUGAUUCUCAUGUUCUGAGAACCUUUGCACAGUAACUCUCGACAGCCACUUGACACCCUGCAGCUGCAUGAUAGUACAUAAAAGGGACAGGAAUGUGUCAAAGCUGAAAUGGCACGUGGGGAGAUGAGGAAUGUUGCCAUCAUCAUCACAAAUAAGUUGCAUGCCAUUUUUUGGCCAUUUUUAUUUGUGGAUAUUUGAGAAGAUAACUGUAUUCUUUUCUGUGUUGCUCCACAACUUCAACAUGACCCUCCCUUCCCAUCCUAUCCUCUUACAAACAUUUAAUGAGAUUUAUUGCCUGUGAGAGGGUUAUGUUUAUGCUGCACGUAGCAGUGAGGAGGAACCUUCCCUAAAAUUCUGGAGAAAUACAGAAAAUAAUUUUUACUGUCACAAACUUAGAUCAGUAAGAUGUUGAUGGUGAUGCAGCAUGGUUGAUUUGUGAAGGUACAUUAUGGUAUAGUGUUUACAUCCUAAAUUCUAUGGAUGCACUGGUUAUUAUGCCAGAGACUUGUAACAGAGUGUCAGUUGUUGCCACCAGGUGAAGAUAGCUGAGUAGUGAGCACAUGAAACGGUUUUGCUACUUUCCCUGCACAGCAUUAGAAGAUAUUUGUGGCUUCAAUGUUAACAGAUGUCUGAUAUUUUAUUAUGAUUUCGGUUUUUACAUUAAAUAUAUUUUGACUCUCUUCAUUAUGAUUAUUUACUAUAUAUAUAUAUAUUUUUUUUGUAUGUAUGUGUUAAUGUAACAGGUAACAUGGUUCAUACUUGAAAUAUGAAAGUGUGCAUUCUCCUCUUGUAAAGAUAUUGUAAUCUCAGUCAGAACUUACGUUCUGACAUUAUUUCAGUAAUAACUGAAAUGUGUCUAAACUGAUUGCACCAUCUCGAAGUUUAACUGCACACAAAUUGGCAUCUGUGCGAGUCUUUGAUAUACCAGAGACCUGUAUAGAAAGCAUGUUUCGUCAAAUUAAUGGGCUUCUUUGCCCUCGUCUUUGAAGUGCUCCAUCUUAUUGCAGUGUGGUUGAUUUUUAUAUAACUUUGAAUGAAUCUUGAAAUGUGAUAUAUAAUACCUUAUAGUACUUCUGAAAAUAAUUAGUGUUUGACAGUCUCAGUGUAAAAGGACUGACUUAAAUUUCAGUAAUUCAAUGGUGACUACACCAUCUUAUUGUUCCUUCAUGCAUAGAAUGUACUUUAAAAGAGUAAGAAGGAUGAUGUUCUCUCACUCUCUGGUAUUACCAUUAAUAUUCAGUUCUUCUGUAGCAUUUUGAAUGCCUGAUACACAGUCUCAAAGAAGUCACCUCUGUAGUGAAAAAUUCUUGUUUUGGUGAGGUCAGGAGCAGUGAAACAUGCUGACAAUUUUGCUGAAAUUGAAGCUUUCCAGACAGACAGGCACAAACUUUCUCUGUUUACUGGCACUUCGCCAUUCCAUUUUCACUGCAGUGUGCUGUCAGUCACCCCUAUGCUAUGUGUUCUUAGCUUCGGAUUAGCUGAAGUACCGUCUCAUGCAUCUGAACCAAAGCUUCGAACCUGAUGCAGGUCUCGUAUAUCUGAUCGCUUAGAAUUUAAUGUUUUGUAGGAAGGCUGUAUUUUUUAAUAUAUGUAUUUUAUAAAUAAUCUGUCAUACUGAAAGGUGACAAAGUGUGUUCACAAGAGUAAGAGGUCCAAUUGUUAGCUCAGUAUAUUUAAAAAAAGAGAUAAUAUUUGUAAAGAGAACAUGAGUGCCAAUUUAAUGGAAUUAGAUUUCCCAUGUGUGACUCUUCAUGUGGUUUAUUCGUUGUACAACAAUUUGAUGUACAUGUUACCAUAAUUUUAUGUUUAAACUGAAUAGAAACAAAUGCUGUCUCUUACCUGUAAUAUUAUGUAGCUAUAGUUUGCAGAAUUGGUACUGUGUCAAAAUGGUAAGUCCAGUUUAUUUUUGGAAAGUGUCCUGAUAACACUGAGACAUGGUUUCUAUAUUAUACUGUAAGGAAUUCAGUGUAUUGCUAUAGUGAGUAUAGCCAUGCUUAUAUUUGUAUGAUGUAAGGUACAUGGGUCCUUAUAUUGAUACCAGUCACAGAAGUGACAUCAAGUUUGAGGUACCAUGAAUGAAUGCUCUUUUGCAACAAUACCUGUAUAUUAAGCUGCGAGUUUUGUGUAUUCUGAAUACAUAUAUUCAGUAAUAUAAGCUUUUCAAAAUAAUUAAUCAUAACUACCACAAAGGUACAUUGCACCUGUAUACAGUUAGUGAACUAUUUUCAUUAUCAUCCAGGGACUCCCCAGUAGCCAAAACAGUGCAAGCAUUCAGAUGUCCUCUUGUAGUCAGAUUGUGCCAGUGCUUUAAUGGCAAUUAUAGUUACUUCACAUGACAUUUCCCAGAGGUCCAUAUGGUAGGUUACAUAUUGGUUGUGCUUAUUGAAUUUCUUGUUGAAUAAUGGACAUUAUUUCUAAAAGACACAAAACUUUCAGAUAAGUUUUUUGUUUGAAAAAAGUUACUGUGAACUUGGGGUACAAGUCUAAUGGAAUUUUGAGAAGAUACUGGGCAGCUUAAUUUUGAUGUAAAGAAUGUAAUUUUUUGUUCAAUGUUUUAUAAAAUUUGAUAUUUUAAAUUUCCCUAUAGCAUCAAAGAUACAGAAUUAACAGUUCUGAUAUCAUAAUAGGAUUAGUAAAAGAAAGUUUAGUUGAAUCCAUUUUUGUAAAAUGAUGUUUAUGUAUGUGAAAAUUGUCUGAAUUGUACAUCUUCUGCUUAUCGCUUUAUAGUAAAAUACUUUCUAGAUGCCAGACAAUUUGUGAUUAUUUCUGCACCAAUAGUUGAAGUUUACAUUUGCACCUGAAUUGUGUAAAUAGUUUUUGUAAUGUGUAUACACAGAGAAAAUCAAAAUAAACACAUACUUGGGCUGUAGGACACCCUGCUACAGUAUGUGCUUCACAUUCACACCUAUUCAUUCUUACAAUGUCAAAAAUGGAUAAAGAUUGUCCAGCCUGUAGCAUGUUCCUAAAUUUGGCAAACUGCUUGUAAUUAGAAAACUGCCCAGUGUAUUACUGCAGAAUAAAUUGUAAACUCUGUAUUGUUGCUUAGUUCCUCAAUGGAUUGCCGUCACAGAUUUGUUGUCUCAUUUCAUGUAACAAAGCUCUCCCGUCCCACCAUGUCAGUUUUGUAAUAGCAGAUGGACUUUGUGGUUAUAUUCAGUGGGUUCCCAAUUAAUUUUCCUCCCACAGAAAGAAGUACCAUUAAUGGUGGUGUUGAUGACACUCGUGGCUUCCCACCAUCUGCUCAUCUUUUGUUUUCCUCCAGCUCCAUCUGGCCUAUGUGAGCUAGCCCGAAAUGUGUAUCAUUUGCAAAGGUUAUCACUACUAGCAUCUGCCUGAACAGUGGUUAGACAGUUGGGGGGGGGAAUAUGCUGGAGAUGUGUAGUUGCCUCAGUAUAAAGGGCAUAGCUUUUGUGCCAUUAUAUAAUGCAUAUUUGUUAUUCUUUUUUGCUUUGCUUUAUAUUUCACAUGUCUUAUAUCACUGGAUUGAGACAUGAAACAGCCAAGGAGGAGUUGGUUUGCAAUGACUGAUAAAAUUGUAAGACAGAUUAAUUUGUAUGUGCCAGAAUUCUCCAUGACCUCUUGUUAAAUGCUCAAACAGUUUCUCUACAAACAGUAAUUUGAGUUUCUUGCCAGCCAUGACUGGUAUCAGUAGAGAGGGCUUUGUUUAGGUCUGUUAUUUUGCCUUCAUUAAGUUGUUACAUUCAAAGUAAUUGUCUUGUAAAUGGUGUUAUUUGUCAGCUGGAAGCUGUCUCAAUAAGAUUUCCUUGUACUUGUCACCAUGAAUGUUCAGUUUACCCAACAGUAACAUUUAUGUUGUUUGUAUGAGAAUUACACAAAAGCACAACAAUAAUGCUGGCUUGUGUGUUACACACUUUGCAUUUUAGUAAAUUAAAUAUAAGAAAAGUUUUCUUUGUACUUCUCAGUGGAAAAUUUCAUGAAUAGUUACAACAUUGAAAAUUAUGUUUCUUUCUAGGAAAAUUGAAUAUUAAUGAUGACAAGUUUUCUUAGCAUUACUGUACACAAAGAUUUACAAAUGCAUGUGACAUAACCUGAGAGAGUAACAAAUUGAAUUGAAUUUAAUAUUAUUUUUGAAGGUUCACAUUGUCAGGGAGUGUAGUGGUGAAAUACAUGUAGCAAGAAAGUGCAUUUCCACCUUUGCAGACAUGAUUUUGCUAGCUUUGAUGUAUUAGCACAUUACACAGAUUUGUCCUUAGAUCACUACAUAAGGCCUCAAAAGACUUUGUGUGACACAAUACAAACAUAAUAUUCUUUCAGGCACGUUGGUGUCUGGCAACAUUACAUAUUCCAGAGGCUGGUUAAUUAACAGCUGGAUACCUUGUCAUUCUUGUGUGCUCUAUACCAAAAGUUAAGUGUAUAUAUUCAUUAUUGUUGGUGUGACAGAGAUCUGAAAGUGCUUGUUUGCGUAUGCUUAAAAUUUUUUUGUGAUAUAAUUGUAAAUUAAUUUUUGAAAGUCAUCUAACAUUUUUCUUCAUCUUUAUUGUUAGUCACAAUAGUGAUUAUUCCAGAUUCAUGUAUGCAUCCCCACUGCAGAAAUGUAUUUCAGAAUUACUGCACUCCUGGUAUUGAAUUUACAAACGUACAAAGUAAUAGUCCACUUUUGUCAAAGAAUUGUGACAAGGAUUUCGCUUCCAAGUUUGUUGGCUGGACAUGUUCAAUAUUGUACAUAAUCACCAUUGCUAAUUUGGUCAUUCUAUGUAAGGAAAGAAUUAAAAAUACAAUAUUAAAAUGAAUUGAUGUACAUAACUCAA
Molecule: messenger RNA, 7012 nt
Organism: Cryptotermes secundus
Lineage: Eukaryota; Metazoa; Arthropoda; Insecta; Blattodea; Kalotermitidae
Product: CD9 antigen
Exons: 4
Coding region: 1-888 (295 amino acids)
Cellular component (GO): membrane
Source: RefSeq, a predicted model, not a curated record